CCGUGGCUGACUGUCAGAUCGAAAGGGUCACAAGAUCGUAGGGGUGGUAAGAUUCUGGCGUUGGCUGCGCGUCGGCCAUCCACACAUCUCGCAAUACAACGCAGCGUCGCUGUGCCUCUGUGCGGGCCUGUGUGUUUCAAUAGCCUUGUUGCAGGCACGCCGUCACGCCGUCACGCCGUCACACACGGCUGUCUGCGUCAAGAGUCCACCGGGGCCCUCGCCGCUCAUAUCAUCACCGCCGACCCUCGCCGCUCCUGUUGCUCGAUCCUUCCUGCCGCCCAUGUAUGGGUUUGAAGCAUACGCUCUACCAUGGACAGCGAGGAUGGCAAGCUAUUCGUAAAGAAUCUAGCAUACUUUGUUCGCACGCAUGAACGAGCUCUCGCGAGCGCGCUGCAAUCUCAGCGACAGAAUACGAAGAAUGGUAAAGACCAGACUACUGCUGGGGCCACGAGCAGCUCAGCUCCUUCAACGACAAUAUCCUUAGCCGAAGCGCUUUCUCGGCCGUACCUGUCGUUCUCGACAUCGAAUAUCAGACCGUCGAAGCUGACUCUGACACCCCAUCACCUCUACUACCUUCUCACCAGAUUCGAACAUGUCUUGUCAAUGGAUCCAGGAGCCAUGGAUGUGCGCUUUGAGAACCUCGACGCAGAGCCUAUAUACAUGUCUUUCCUCAACGCACCCAGAUCGCGCGGCAAGCAAUCAGAUGCAGAUUCUCUUCGGUCUGUAUCGAGCGUGCGCAGUGUGAUGUCGAGCAUGUCUUCAGUCUGGUCUAGCCUGACCGGCUCAAACAGCGCUGCAAAAGCUGAGAAACAAAAGGUACAAUACGGUGAUGAUCUCAAGUACUUGUACUCGUGCUUUACAAAGAUCCCCGCCUUGCGAUUGUCUCGCGAUGACAGGGCACGCCGCAUUGCUGGGUAUGAGGAGUUCCCUUUCGAUACCUGCGUGCCACUGUUCGUGUUCAAGAACGUAAGUUCGCUUGAGAUCUGCGAUCUUGAUUUCAGGACGUUCCAUGGUUGGGACAGGCUUGCAGAACAGCUUCGAAGCUUGAUCAUCAAGAAUGCUUCGCUGGAAGAUCCAAUGGAGCUGCUACGAGAUAUCGUCUUAGAUGAUGCAGAGAAGCGCCGGAAGCGGUCGUCCAAGACGCAAGUGCCAACCACUCCAUCCACACCAGGUCUGCCGUGGCCCCUGUCAGCAAGUCCGAAGCCGUCACCUUCGAAUAAUGCGACGCCCUUGCCGAUGCGGCGUAGCUCGGCGGCCAGCCCAAUGGCUCUGGCGAGGGGAGGGUCUUCAGACGGUAUAACCGGAAGACAAUCGAGCAAUUCUCCUCCCCGGCCCUCCACCUCGAGACAUACUUCUCUUCACAAGUCUCACGCAAAUCGCGGAGUCAUUCCAGCAUAUCGAAGGUCUUCCGGAAGCUCGGGCUCCAGUCAACAUGAAAUGUCGCCUCGACACAGUGCUUCUGACCUCUUGGCGAUGGGUAUACUGCCGUCGUCAAAAUGGCGCUUCCUUCGGCACCUCAGCGUUGCAGAAAAUGGAUUGACUCACCUCUCGGUAAGCAGCUUGGCGCCAGUGGCAAGCACUUUGCAGUCUUUGGAUCUUUCAGGCAACCUCUUUACUGAAAUUCCGGACGCGCUCGCUAGCUUGACGCAUCUACGAGCGUUGAAUUUGAGCAACUGCAUGAUAAACAGCCUCUCGUCGCUGUCCCGGAGCCCGCUCCCAGCAAUCACCACUCUCAACCUUCGAUCCAAUCGUCUCUUGUCAUUGGCCGGGAUUGAGCGUCUCUACUCGUUAGAGCGUCUUGAUUUACGCGACAACAAGUUACACGAUCCGACCGAGCUGGCACGUUUGACCGGCAUUCCGGACAUUACCGAUCUAUACGUGGUCAAGAACCCCUUCACACGAACUCACAGCAAUUAUCGGGUCGUUGUUUUCAAUCUUUUUCGAUCAUCGCCCGGACACGUCCAAGACCCUACCAUUGAUACUAUGGGGCCUCUCUACCACGAGAAGAAACAUCUUGUAGACCGUGUUCCAGAGCCAUCCAAUAAGCCUGUUGUAAAGCCGCCACCCGAAGAAGAGGAGGCUCGUCUUGUUCGAGAGGUAGCGGACGCUGGACUGGAGCCUGUUCCCAAGCCUCCGACACAGCCCUCACGACACCGCCGAUCUGCUUCUGACAUGGGCCCACUGUCCACUGUGCGACGGAAAAAGACACCUCGGCGACGAGUCGUCGAGCUUGCCCAGGCGGAUCAACGCGCCUCGAACUCAGCAGAUCUUCCCUCUGAGCCGCCAGUGCCGGAACUGACCGAGCUACCUCCCAUGCCGCACACCCCUACUACUGAGAGUGAUCAGCCUACCACUCCAGAAGCCACACCAUAUCACACUGCGCCCUCUUCACAGCUGCCUCAGACCUCGCUCGCGGUUCGUCCAAGGUUGGACACUGCGUUCGCAUCACCUACGCCACCUCCGAAGAUCCGUGAUUCAGAUGACGAUGACAACUCGCCAGUGCGGUCUCCGGAUGGUCUAGGUCCAAAUACGGAUGUGUAUCGGCAGAAGAUCGAGGCAUUGAAGAACGAAUUGGGCCCAAAUUGGCUUUCGGCCUUGAAUGAGCAGCGUCUGGAAGAACCGCAGACGCGGAACAGGUCUUUUAGCCCGGCUUCUCGGACGUCUACCUUGAGGCCUGAACACGCUGGCCGCGGUGUGAGUGUUGGCGGACGAACGCUUGGUUGAUUUUCGCUCGGAGCUUUGUGCCUUGUGAGACCUGGCGUUUCUCUCCUCGGGAUCGAACGACGAAAUUUACGUGAAAGACACGAUGGACCUUGCUCCUCAAGUAUCGAGGACUCAUGUCCAACACCACUAUGCGACUGCACUGGAUUGCAAGUCGCCUUCUCUUGGACGCAUCACGGCGGCGCGACUUGGAUAGCGUUCCUGCAUUUCUCCGCUUUGACUUUGGUUUCCUCACUUUUGCGGCAUCUUGACGACUAUUCUUCGGUGGCCAGGGAUAUCAAAACUUCCGGAUGGCAUUUGUAUCGUUCUGUUCCAUGUAGAAAAUACCCUCAUCUUUCUCGAAGCGUGGUUUGGGCAAAUAAUGCGGUUAUGUGAUUUGCGGCACAUGGGAAGCCGGCGGCAUUGGUGCUGUAGAUGUUGCUUCUGAGCACAUAGACCAGAUGAGACGAUUGUGGUGCAUUACUGAUAGCGAGGCGUUAGGCGGCGAAGAAUUCUGGGAAAUAUCUAGCGAUUGAGUGUCUUCGAUGGACCACAGGUUG
Pseudocercospora fijiensis CIRAD86 is the source of this 3260-nucleotide messenger RNA. RefSeq lists its product as uncharacterized. Gene Ontology annotation, cellular component: cytoplasm. The transcript has 3 exons. The record is from RefSeq and is a predicted model, not a curated record. Lineage: Eukaryota; Fungi; Ascomycota; Dothideomycetes; Mycosphaerellales; Mycosphaerellaceae. The coding region runs from base 310 to 2724 and encodes 804 amino acids. Gene Ontology annotation, molecular function: protein kinase binding.